AGGAAUCAUUGGCAGCUCUUUAUUCUCUCUCCUGUCCAAAACACUAUUGUCUUCUUGUGUUCUUUGGGGAAUAAGCCAAAUAGACAAUUCAAAAAUAUUAUUGAUGCUGCAAUGGAGGCAAGCCGUAGGCUCAACUCAAGAAAGGGAAGAGUGAAAUGGAUUAUUCCUGUGUCUCGAAUGCAAGUUGGGAAUUAUGAAUGUGGGUAUUAUGUGAUGCUGCAUAUGUUGAAUAUUGUUUCGGCGGUAAUUCUUGAAAUGUGGGAUGAGCGAUUCGCCAAUCCGGAACCAUUCUCAUCAGAAGAGAUUGAUGAAGUACGAACUCGUUGGGCAUCAUAUUUCUUAGAAAUGACGCAAUCCAUCAACUACACAUGAUGAACCUGUUUGUUUAAGUUUUUGAGUGAUUAUGAGACUUGUAACUUUAUACAAUUUGUUAUUACUCUAGACUUGUGCAAGCUAAGGAUUGUUUUAUUUUAGCUUAUUAUUAUGUACUAAAUUGUUACUUAAACUUGUUUAACAUU
Messenger RNA from Cuscuta epithymum, 518 nucleotides. The record is from the annotation of a GenBank genome assembly. NCBI's taxonomy places the organism in Eukaryota, Viridiplantae, Streptophyta, Magnoliopsida, Solanales, Convolvulaceae.